GGUGGCCAAGCUGGAUACACGUGGUUCUGAGUGCGGAACAUCUCCUGUAGAACCACCACAGCUUGGCUCCAUCCCCGAGGAACAGUAUGUGAGCGAGGCGGUGGAACCCGAGCCCACGCCGGAACAGGGCUACCGGGACGCAGAGACCAUCACUGAUGUGUGUAACAGCACAGAGCUUGACGAGGUGGAGAUCAUCAGUCUUCUGGAGGAGCAGCUGCCCGUGUACCGCCUGCGUGCCGACACGGUGUACGGCUAUGACCACGACGACUGGAUCCACACGCCCGUCAUCUCUCCGCAGGCUCACAUCGAACUGACCGUGGAGCAGAUUGAGGAGACCCUCAGCUACUUCUUGCUAUGUGCUGACAGGGUGGGCCAGAUGACUAAGACCUACAGUGACAUUGAUGCUGUCACCCGACUACUUGAAGAGAAAGAGCGAGAUCUGGAGUUGGCCGCUAAGAUUGGCCAGUCCCUCCUGAAGAAGAACCGCCGACUCACAGAGCAGAAUGACUACCUGGAGGAACAGGUGCUGCUCAUACGAGAGGAGGUCGCUCAGCUGCAUCAUGAGUUGAACCUGAAGGAUGAGCUCCUGCAGUUUUACACCAGUGCUGCAGAUGAGAGCGAAGAGGAGGGCGGCUCACCCAGUGGGCGUGGCCGGCUGGGACUGUCCGCUCGGAGUGGCUCCGGCCUCGACGUCCUACAGAGGAAACUCCUCGAGCUGGAGGACGAGAAUCUGUCACUCAAAACAGAGGCGACCUACCUGAAGACAGAGACAGAAACAUACGAAGAGAAGGAACAGCAGUUGGUCCAGGACUGUGUGAAGGAGCUAAAGCAAUCCAGCCUCCAGAUCUCCACCAUAGCUGAGGAGUUGGCCAAGAAGACUGACGAUGCCUCUCGUCAGCAGGAGGAGAUCACCUACCUGCUGUCUCAGAUCGUCGACCUGCAGAGGAAAGCAAAGACGUAUGCAGUGGAAAAUGAGGAGAUGAAUCAGCACCUGAAUGCAGCUAAAGAGGCCCAGAGACAGCUGACCUCUGAAUUGCAGGACCUGGAUGAGAAGUAUAUUGAGUGUAUAGAGAUGCUCCACGAAGCGCAGGAGGAGCUGAAGAAUCUGAGGAACAGGAGUGUGUCUGCAGGAACCCCACGCAGAUUCAACCCGCAGGGGACCUUUCCCAUGGACUCACUGGCAGCAGAGAUUGAGGGAAGCAUGAGAAAAGAGAUGAGCCAGGAUGACCCAGAUUGUAAAGAGCAGAAGCUGCAUCAGAGGAGGGUGUUUGAAGCCGUGAAGAACAUCAAUCAGACCGUCCGACAGCGCAGCCCAGCCCCGCCCUUCUCUAACAUCCCAGGGUCCAAUCAGAUGCUGUCCCCUCUAAGCUCCGCCUUCUCUAGUGGGAUGGCCACACCUCAGUCCAACCUCAGCGAAUCGAAGAUGAGUGGCAGCACCGUUGCCCUUGACAACCGCACGCAGAGUCUCCUUCAGGAGGGACUGUCCACUCCACUCAGCGGCAUGGACACCCCUGAGAAGCGCACGAGCUCCGAGGACCUGAAGCUGGCGCUGCGGCGGCUGUCUCUGCGGCGGCAGAACUGCCUGAGCGAGCGGCGCUUCUUCGAGGGGGAGCGUGAGCGCGAGCGGGGGGUCUACCUGUACGACGGCCCCCACUACGUCAACGGCCUGGUGCACAGCGACAGCAUCAUGUCCCUGGGCUCGCACAUGUCCUGGGCCAGCCGCCCCUACCUGCCAGACAAGCUCCAGAUCGUCAAGCCCUUAGAAGGCUCCAUCACCCUGCAGCAUUGGCAGGAGCUGGCUCAGCCCCAUCUGGGCGGGAUCCUGGACCCCCGCCCGGGCGUGGUCACUAAGGGCUUCCGCCCGCUAAACCUCGACCUGGAGGAGGUGUAUCACUACGGCGACUACGAGGAGGACGAGCCGGGGGAGCAGUACUUCCAGAACCUUCCGACCUCUUCCACGCCCGUCCCUGCUUAUAGCUACGCAACAUCCACACAGUGUAGCACAUCAGCAUCCACACAUUAUACCACUACAACAUCCACACAUUAUAGCACUACAGCAUCCACACAUUAUAGCACGACAACAUCCACGCAUCAUAGCACUACAACAUCCCCCUCCCCCUGUCUGAGUACCGGACAAGUCCUCAACACAGACUUCUCAGUGUAUUAUCCUGGCAAGUGCAUGGCGCACACCAGCUCCACCUACACCUUCACAACCUGUCGAAUUCUUCACCCGUCUGAUGAGCUGACGAGAGUCACGCCAAGUUUGAACCCCGGCCCCACUUCCUCCUUGGGGCCGGCCAGCAGCCUGCGCUCCACCCCCGCGGUCACGCCCUGUACGCCGCGCCGCAUGAGUCUCUCCCAGUCGCAGUCCUUCACCAACCUGCGCGACCCCACCAAGACCUUCAGCACCUCCCUGGGCCUAGUGCGGCUCAUGCAGGAGCGCGGGAUCUCUGCGGCCGUCUACCAGCACCACAGCUGGGACCGCAGCACCGCAGGGGUGGGGGGGGGGGUCCUCUUCAGCACCUCCGUGGCCCCCCCCAGCGCCGCCGCCGUGGACCCCCAGAGGCCCUCCACGCCGCCCAACUCCCCCGUGCACGGCACUCAGAGCCCCGGGUCUCGGGCGGAGCAGGAGGCGGCGGCGGCGGCGGAUGACUUCUCCUUCAAGAGCCCGUCCAACGAGAACUUCCUGGCCUCGCGCCCCGCGCGCUCCAUCCUCAUGGAGGUGGCCGCCGGCAGGGGGGGGACGGACGCGCGAGACUGCGAGUGCCAGACGGAGGUCAGCGUCAACAACCUCAACCUGGUGGACAAGCUCAAGCGUCUGGGCCUGGCGAGCCCUGGCAGAGGCCAGUCCAGGGGCCACACGCCCAUCUUGGGGGCCCUCGGGGGGCACCGGAGGCCCGGCUCGCCCUUCUCUCUGAACGAGGGGAUGCGGAGGAACCGCAGCUACCCGGUGAUGGUGGGGGCCAGCAUGGCCAUGAAGGGCCCGGGGCCCCAGGACCAGGAGGUGCCGCUGGAGGAGCCCAAACUGCCCAAACAGAGCAGCCUGAAGUAAACAACACGUCCACAUCCACGAGGUCUUCUUUAGUAAACAACGCGUCCACAUCCACGAGGUCUUCUCUCGUAAACAACACGUCCACGUGGACUUCUCUAGUAAAUGAAAAUCCCGGCUAACACGGCAUGCAUAUACUCAUAGUCCUGUACAGAAUAUCCACUACGAAGCCUUUACCCAUCGUCCCUCACAGAACACCUGGAUGAAGCCUUUACCCAAACUCACUCACAGAACACCUUCAUAAAGCCUUUACCCAAAGUCCUGUAUAGAUCAACUGCCCUACAGUUCACCCUCAGCCUAUAUCCAAGCCUAUCUAUAUACAGAACAAUUACACAUGUCUUACACACGGUUAUAUAAAGAAAAAUACAUUACCCACACACACACACCCACACACACAUACACACACUCUCACACACACACACACACACACACAC
Molecule: messenger RNA, 3483 nt
Organism: Clupea harengus (Atlantic herring)
Lineage: Eukaryota; Metazoa; Chordata; Actinopteri; Clupeiformes; Clupeidae
Gene: trak1b
Product: trafficking kinesin-binding protein 1-like
Exons: 16
Coding region: 377-3052 (891 amino acids)
Biological process (GO): vesicle transport along microtubule; neurogenesis; endosome to lysosome transport
Cellular component (GO): cytoplasmic vesicle; mitochondrion; dendrite
Molecular function (GO): GABA receptor binding; myosin binding
Source: RefSeq, a predicted model, not a curated record